Messenger RNA from Rosa chinensis, 1088 nucleotides. RefSeq lists its product as uncharacterized. The transcript is spliced from 3 exons. The record is from RefSeq and is a predicted model, not a curated record. Lineage: Eukaryota; Viridiplantae; Streptophyta; Magnoliopsida; Rosales; Rosaceae. The coding region runs from base 33 to 1088 and encodes 351 amino acids.
UCCGGCGACUUUUUCCGGCAAUUAUUCCAAGGAUGUCGAAUGAACCUAGACUCGACUUUCAAAUACUUGACUCAACGGGUUCGGAAUACCAUAGUUGGGUAACCGACGUUGAGAACCACCUCACUUCAAAGGGAAUAUUGCCCAUAAUUCAAGCUCCUGAUCCAGGCCUUGUGUUCCAACGAACACCUACAAAGCAUGCACAAGCUAUUAUCUUGAUGCGGCGCCAUAUGGAUAAAGCACUCAGAUUAGAGUACAUGUCAAUCAAAGAUGCAAGAGACCUAUGGGUAGCGCUAGAAGAGCGUUUUGGCAAUAUCCAAGAUACCCUCCUCCCUGACUUGAAGGUUCAGUGGAAUAAUAUACGCUUCUCCGACUUUAAGUCUGUUGCUGAAUAUAACUCGGAAGCUCUUCGCCUCAAAUCCAUGUUGAGGUUCUGUGGAAAGCCUCUCACAGAAGAAGAGCUAAUUGAGAAGACUCUCUCCACCAUUCCCGUCUCAGCAAUUGUGAUAUCAAAGCAAUAUCGCACCGAAGUCAAUGCUGGACGAAUUACAAGGUUUAAUGAGCUUAGUAAUCUUUUGUCGGUAGCUGAAAAGCACGACAACAUCCUUGUAAAGAAUUAUCAUUCAAGGCCCAUCGGAACCAAGAGCGUCCGUGAGGCAAAUUAUAAUGCACCCAAAAGAGGGCGCAAGCAGCAAUACCCUAAUAACAGGGGACAUGAAAGGCGUACGGGCCCAAAUAACCACUCCAAUAAAGAGAGAAACCGCAACUUUAAAGUGGACACACGUGGUGGCAACUCCACACGUGGUGGCUUCACACGUGGUGGCAACUCCACACGUGGGAGAGGUGGAUACGAUAACAAUAAGGGCCGUGGAGGUCGCAUCAUAAGACGUGGUAGUAGCAGUAACCCUCCUAGGGAAUAUCCACAACGUGGACAAACUGCACCUCCAAUGAAAGGAGGCAACCAUAAUGACGUGUGUCAUCGGGAGCAAGAAGCCAACCUUGCCGAAGAUGAAGAGAAUGAAGAUGUCAAUCUCACCAUAGAAGACUUCAAAGCUAAACAAGUGCACGAGGAUGCAGCAGACUUUGAUUAA